UACCCUGCGCGCUGCCCGCCGGACACCGCUGGCUGUUGGGUCGGAACAUUCCCCCCUACCCUCCCAGAAGUGGCGCUCCUCCAAGAGAACUUGAGUCAGCCAAGGAUGUUUCCACCCAACAGCACAGUCGUGUCCCCGUCGCUGACCAGCCUGUGGCCGGGAACAGGCCCGCCAGGUGGCCACACCUCGGCCCUGGCACGCAGGUCCCCCAGCCAAGGGGAGGGUGAGAUGGAGGCGCUCUACAUCCUCAUGGUGCUGGGCUUCUUCGGCUUCUUCACGCUGGGCAUCAUGCUCAGCUACAUCCGCUCCAAGAAGCUGGAGCACUCGCAUGACCCCUUCAACGUCUACAUCCAGUCUGACAUCUGGCAGGAGAAGGACAAGGCCUAUGUGCAGGCCCGGGUGCUGGAGAGCUGCAGGGCGAGUCUUGUCAUCGAGAACCAGUCGGCCGUCGAGCAGCCGCACACGCACUUACCCGAGACGAAGGCCCUGUCCUGAGCCUACGGCUGCCCACGGCCACCCAUGGCUGCCCAUGGCCACCCACAGCUGCCCACGGCUUCCCCAUGGCCACCCACGGCUACCCAUGGGCGGCCAGUCUCACCCACCGGUCUGAGUUGGUUCUGUGCCCUGUCUGUUCUUUACUGUAUG
Messenger RNA from Sorex fumeus (smoky shrew), 645 nucleotides. It is a transcript of the gene KCNE1, whose product is annotated as potassium voltage-gated channel subfamily E regulatory subunit 1. Gene Ontology annotation, biological process: ventricular cardiac muscle cell action potential; negative regulation of delayed rectifier potassium channel activity; regulation of ventricular cardiac muscle cell membrane repolarization. The transcript has 2 exons. The record is from RefSeq and is a predicted model, not a curated record. Gene Ontology annotation, cellular component: membrane. Bases 106 to 495 code for a protein of 129 amino acids. NCBI's taxonomy places the organism in Eukaryota, Metazoa, Chordata, Mammalia, Eulipotyphla, Soricidae. Gene Ontology annotation, molecular function: voltage-gated potassium channel activity involved in ventricular cardiac muscle cell action potential repolarization; transmembrane transporter binding; delayed rectifier potassium channel activity.